AUGAAGCUGAACGAGCGGAGCCUGGCCUUUUAUGCCACCUGCGACUCCCCGGCUGACAACGCCGGCUUUCUCUACAAGCGUGGUGAGCGGCACACAGCGUACCAUCGCCGCUGGUUCGUGCUGAAGGGCAACAUGCUCUUCUACUUCGAGGAGCGGGAGAGCCGGGAGCCAGUGGGCGUCAUCGUGCUGGAGGGUUGCACCGUGGAGCUCUGCGAUUCAGCUGAGGAAUUCACCUUUGCCAUCCGCUUCGGCGGUGCCAAGUCUCGCACCUAUGUGCUGGCGGCUGAGAGCCAGGCUGCCAUGGAGUCGUGGGUGAAGUCGCGAGCCAGCUUCGACUACUUGCGCCUGGUGGUGCGGGAGCUGGAGAAGCAGCUGGAGGAGAUGCGUUGGGGGCCGGCCGGUGGAUGUGGAGGCUUCCGGCAGUCACCUGGCUCCUGGAAGCCAAAGCCCUCGGGGCCAGAGCGGUCCCCGGAGCGGCUGCCAGCUCUGCCCGCCGUCCUGCCGAAGGAGAACGGCUGUGCGGUGUGGAACAAUGUGCCAGGAGUGGACCGGUUGCCUGACGCCUCCGGCUGCGGCAGGCAUGAUGGUGAGGGGAACCCGCGGCCACCGCCGCUGCCACCACGCAGGUGGGCAUCGAGCAGCGAGGCAGGCAGUGCUGGGGCGGCUGCAGCGGAGAGCCCGUCCAUCUUCUGCCGGCUCCAUGAGCGGUAUGGCCAGGAGGUGGCCCGGCUGCGGCAGGACUGGCUGGACAGGCGGCGUGGCCCCCAGCUCUGA
Aptenodytes forsteri (emperor penguin) is the source of this 774-nucleotide messenger RNA. RefSeq names its product family with sequence similarity 109 member A (gene PHETA1). Lineage: Eukaryota; Metazoa; Chordata; Aves; Sphenisciformes; Spheniscidae. Gene Ontology annotation, biological process: receptor recycling; endosome organization; retrograde transport, endosome to Golgi. Gene Ontology annotation, cellular component: recycling endosome; early endosome; trans-Golgi network. The record is from RefSeq and is a predicted model, not a curated record.